CCUCGCAUUCUUAUACUUAGGAUAGUAUAGAUGAUCGCCAGGUUCGCGAGCUGAGUUGCAACCAUUUAUUGCCUUGAUAGUAUAUAAAGGAAGGGAGUUGAUCCAAGAGCGAGAUCUCUGGACAGUAUUGCAACACAUUAUCAAAGAACGUGGCACCAAACACAAUGGCACAGGAUAGCCAGUAUAACCAGCCCUAUUAUCCUCCAAACGAGUCACUCUUGCAACAAGACCCGAAUGCACAUUAUCAAACGCCUCCAGGAUACGUACUCGUUCCCAUUUCGCAGUUAGACUCACACCUCAAACCUCAAACCCAACCUCCUCCGACACAACCAUCUCAACCAUUACCCCCAUCGCCACAGCUGCCUCCGCGACCACUCACUCCCAAUGCCCACUCCGUGUCACAGCCAGCCCCAUCAUACCCUUCUCAGCACGUUCACAAUGCUCCUCAUACACCAGCUCUCAACGGCUCAGUUCCAUCAUUCCCGACACAAUCGCCAUUCGUGCUAAAUAUCCACCACAUCAACGACCAAGCAGAUCUCUUCCUUCCCCCAUCCGCCACACCUUCAGAUUCCGUUGGCUACGAAGCCACCUACCGAAAAAUGGAUUACACGGACCGCAAGAAUCCUCACACGACAGUCUACCAGCGCACACCAUCAAGCGUCCGAGGCCAAACACAAACCAGACUCGCCGGUAGCUGCAUCUAUCACCACUACUGGUCGAACCGACUCACCAUGAACAUGCCCUUCCUAAACGAACCAUGGGACUUCGAAGAAGCGUGGGUCUCGGACGUAGGGACUUGCGAAGGGAGGGCUCUGCAAUGGCGUCUUGGAGCAAAGGGCAAGAAGGCAUUCGUGCUAGAGUGCGCGGAGACGAAUAUGAAGGUUGUUUGUCGGGUUGUGAUGGAUACGAUGCGGAGCGGGAGUAUUAAUAUCAUGGUACCGUUUGAGAAUCAGAAGCAGAUGGAUGAGAUGGUUGUUGUGGCGGUGUGUUUCAUGCAGAGGUAUAGGAUUAAGGUUUGGAAGGACUCGAAGAGUUUAUUGAAGGAUGAGGAUUGGGAUACGUUGAAGAAGGUGAUGAAGGUUGCGAAUGGGGCUAUGAAUGCGGGUGGUGGGGGUUCGUAG
Messenger RNA from Mollisia scopiformis, 1121 nucleotides. RefSeq lists its product as uncharacterized. NCBI's taxonomy places the organism in Eukaryota, Fungi, Ascomycota, Leotiomycetes, Helotiales, Mollisiaceae. The transcript has a single exon. Bases 165 to 1121 code for a protein of 318 amino acids. The record is from RefSeq and is a predicted model, not a curated record.